GGGCGCCUGCGCACUGGGCCCGGAGCUAGCGGCGGCAGCAGGCUUUGUGUGUGUAUGUAUGUGUGUGUGCGAGUGUGUGUGUGCGAGUGUGUGUAUGUGUGCGAGUGUGUGAGUGAGUGUGUGGAUGCAUGCAUGUGUGUGUGUGUGUGUGGAUGUGCGUGCGAGUGAGUGCGCGGCUGAGGAGGGGAAAGCGAGAAGGGCCAGGGCGCGCUCCAGCAGCCUCGCUCGCCUAGCCAGCACCAUGUCGGGCCGGUCGGUUCGAGCCGAGACCAGGAGCCGGGCCAAAGAUGAUAUCAAGAGGGUCAUGGCGGCCAUCGAGAAAGUGCGCAAAUGGGAGAAGAAGUGGGUGACUGUAGGCGACACGUCCCUACGGAUCUAUAAGUGGGUCCCCGUUACAGAGCCGAAGGUAGAUGACAAAAAUAAAAGCAAGAAGAAGGGUAAAGAUGAGAAGUGCGGGUCCGAGGUGACCACCCCAGAGAAUAGUUCAUCCCCAGGGAUGAUGGACAUGCAUGAUGACAACAGCAACCAGAGCUCCAUAGCUGAUGCAUCACCGAUCAAACAGGAGAACAGCAGCAACUCUAGCCCGGUGCCAGAACCAAACUCGGCAGCACAAGGGGACGGCCCUGAAGCAAAGUCUGACGAGGUCCAUGCGGAGCCUAAGGAGCAGGCUGGAUCAGAAGAUACUUCUGAUGAGCAGAAUUCACAGUCCUCGAUGGAAAAUUCAGUGAACAGUUCAGAGAAAGUUGAAAUGCAACCCUCUGGGGACAACGAUAUAACCACAGAAGCAUCAAAUAACUCUCAGGAUUCGGAAGGAGCACCACCUUCUAAAAAGAUGAAACUAGAGGCUUCCCACCAAAACUCUGACGAGAUUUAGACACGGAAGUCGAUUUUUCCCAUCCCGUUUUUACCGAAGGUACACCGGUGGGGGCUUAAUUCUAGAACACCCUGACCUACGCAGCUUCUCAUGGAUGAGAACAGAACUCCUAACUUUAUAAAGUUUACUGAGCAAAAAAAAAAAAAAAAGAAAAAAAUUCCAAGGAGACCUAGGAAGGUGUGACUUCUCUCAGACACUGAAAAAAAAAUACAACAUGGAACACUGUUUUAUUUUAUUUUAUUUUUUUUCCUGUGAAAGCAAACGUUCAGAAGUUCUAAGUUACUGUCUUUGGCAAGGUUGGAGUCAACAACUCAGGAGGGUCUAAUGCACUGUUUCUUUAAAAAAAAAAAAGGUCCCGGUUACAUUUGCGUUGCUGCUGUAUCUUUUCGUUUCUCUAUUUAACCGUGUAAGAUAUUUAAGGAUGGUACAAUUCAGUUAUUUGCUUUUUUUCUUGCUUGUUCCAGCAAUUCCAUCUGCUUUGUUUUUUUGUGCCUUGUGUCCCUGAGAACAGCUCUCGAGGUCUGGUUUUUCCCCCUCUCCCAAUCCCCCACCUCCAGUUGCUUUUCUUCUUUUGCCAAGUGCCCUCUUGUUCCUAGGCUGCUGCCAGCUCAUUCAAGAUCCCUUCCCCCUCCCUGCCCUACCCCUACCUCGAGAGGAGCAGAGAUGGAGGAAACAUUGGCCAUUUUCCCCCUUGGAGAAGCCCAAGGAGUCUGAGGCUGUAUGCACAUGUUUGGGGUUUGGCCCAUCUAGCCCCGAGCUCUUGGCCCUGGCUCCUUGAGGUCUUAACCUGAGACUGGUGGGGAUUUUCUCUUGGGGUCGUGGGGUGGGGGGAGGGGAGGCUCACCACAGGUUCUCCCAAAGUGGCCUCCUUCCAUGCCCCCAUAGGAGGGGUUUCUGGCUGGGGAUGCUAUAAUAGUUCCCCAGUAUGCUGCUCUUUUUAAAUCUCUCUCUCUCUCUCUCUCUCUCUCUCUCUCUCUCUCUCUCUCUCUCUCUCUCUCUCUCUCUCUCUCUCUUUCUCUGGGAAGCUGAGCUCCAUCCUGGGAGACACUCCCCCCACCCCCCUUCCACUAGCCAUAGCCUUGGGACCAGGUUAAUGAUUGUGCAAACUCCUCCUUUAGACUUGUCCCAGCGCUUCCGAUCCUCACUGGCCCUGAAAUGCAUCUCUCAGAUCUCCAAAGUGGAAAAUGGCAUGAUUUUUUUUUAAUUGAUAUAUUCUUUGCAGGCUCUGUAUCAAGGUCUGAGGCUGGGGGAGGGGGAUGGGUGGGAUGGGGAGAGGCCAGGAUGAGCUGGUGCUGACCUCACCUUUCAUAGGACGUUGCUUGGGUUUGCAAAUCCAGUCACAUGCUCUGUCCUCUGCCUCCCCCCAGCCCCCCCAGCCUUCACCCUUCCAUUCUGCCAGAGCCAAAUCUCCCCUUUUUUUUGUUAAUUCCUUCUGGUCCGGCAGAAAGGGCAUCCUUCGGACAGGUAAUGCCUCCACUCCAGAAAUGGGCUCUGCAUGGAGCAAGUGGAGACCUUUGCACCCUGUUUGGAGAACAGCGGUAGCAAUGGCCCUUGCUCACCUGCAUCGGUACAGGUGACUUGUUCAAACGCAGGUGCCCCUUCUGGGUAUGAUUAGGAAAGCUGGCUCUUCAACCCCAUCUCCCCGCCUACUGGCUCAAGUAGAAUAGAGGCCUGUUCAGUCAUGGACUUGGGAAUCCCCUCCUCUUUAGGCAAUGUUCUCAGCCUUUUCUCUUACAGCCUUUCUGGUUGUGGAUUCUCUCUGGACUUCCGUCCCCUUUACUCCGGUGACACCUCCGCAGGCGGCUGACCGCCAUCAACCUCGAGCGUCUCCAGGCUUGGUUUUCUAUGACUUUCCAAGGGGGUCUGGCUUUUCUUUUUUAAAUAAGUCUAUUCCUGCACUUCGAGAAAAAAAGUUCAAAAAAGGAAAAAAAAAAUUCCUGCAUUUCAAAUACCUCAUGCAAAAUUUCUCCUUAAAUAAAGGGAAAACAACUCAAUCUUGAAUUUUGAGUCAGUGAUGCUCAAAGAGUAGCUGUCUUUUUAAAACUUAAAAAACAAACAGAUCCUUGUAUCCAUGAAUUUUUCUCCCCUGAGAAGUCAUUCAUGCUGUGAGAACUGUGCAUUGCAAUGUCUAAAAAAAAAAAAAAGGAAAUUACCUUGAUCCCCCUUUCACUUUGUGAGGUGAAAGGCUUUUUCUGCAAACCCUGUAAGACCUUUGAUUACAGCUCAUCUCCAUUUAGAUGAAAUGAAGGUGCAUUUAGAGCUUUCCUUUUCUUUUGGGAGACCAGAGGUUCCGGUACAGACAGCCAGAGGAAAUACUGUUUGUUUGGUUUUGUUUUUUUUUUUUAAAGAAAGGACACCAAGUUCAUUGGGGUUGUUCACAUCUCUUCAGCAUCAUCCCCUCUUGCACUUGACCGAUGGAGCGAGGAUGAAACUCUGAGACCGUCGCUAAGUCUUUCUCUGAAGUGCCUGAAAGUAGGAAUGGACCCGCUGCCACACUCGGGGAAAAGGGGGUCUUGUCAGACCCCAGCAGUCAGAAGGGCGCUCUGAAAGACAUGGGCAAACACAGGCUGGCCUGCCCUGGGCUUGACGGUGACCGAAAGUUCUUCUGCUGACCACAUUUUAGAAAUAGUGCAAAAAUCCAGAUGUGCUUCCUGGGCGGAGCUCACGGUCCUCACUGACCACGCCACCCCAUCGUCACCACAGCCACCGCCAUCACCCGUCAUAAAGGAGCCUGCAGCUUGAGCUGGGGGCAGGGAGAUAGACCCAAAGGCCUUCCGCAGAGACAGAACACUUGGCCAAACUGGCCCCUUCCCCUCCCAGGAUGAACUUGAACUUGUUCCUUUGGGUGAGGGCCUGUUUUGUGCCGAGGACACUGCAGCGACACAUUCCAAAUAGUGCUGGCACUUCAUGAAACCAACCAUCAAUGACCCUCAGGGCAGUUAGGGUCUCUCUUUUCUGGGUGGUGACCUCCUUUCAUAAAAGUGUAAUGGUUUGGAAUGUUUGUUAUCUCUAAGGACCUGUUAGAAGGUGUAAAGAAUUUUUUUUUCAAUACCUAAUUGGUUUUUUUUGGUUCAUUUUUUUCCCCCUUCUCAUGAUUUUUUU
This is a messenger RNA of Trichosurus vulpecula (common brushtail), 3976 nucleotides long. RefSeq names its product BAF chromatin remodeling complex subunit BCL7A (gene BCL7A). The coding region runs from base 125 to 874 and encodes 249 amino acids. The record is from RefSeq and is a predicted model, not a curated record. NCBI's taxonomy places the organism in Eukaryota, Metazoa, Chordata, Mammalia, Diprotodontia, Phalangeridae. The transcript is spliced from 6 exons.